Molecule: messenger RNA, 231 nt
Organism: Plasmodium malariae
Lineage: Eukaryota; Apicomplexa; Aconoidasida; Haemosporida; Plasmodiidae
Product: Yos1-like protein, putative
Exons: 1
Coding region: 1-231 (76 amino acids)
Source: RefSeq, a predicted model, not a curated record
AUGAGUAUGUAUUUUUUUCUAUUAUUCGAAAGUGUGGUGUUGCUGAUUAAUAGCGUUUUAAUUAUAAAUGAAAAGAAGUUAAAAAAAUAUAAAAAAAUAGAUAUUAGUUUAAAUAGUAAUGAUAUUUUUGAUAACAUAAAAUUGUUAUUCUACACUAUUAGAAUAUAUUUUAAAAUUCCUUUAAUUUUUCUUAAUUUGCUGUGUAUUGUCGUUGAAAUUUUAUUUGGAUAG